Molecule: messenger RNA, 906 nt
Organism: Hypoxylon trugodes
Lineage: Eukaryota; Fungi; Ascomycota; Sordariomycetes; Xylariales; Hypoxylaceae
Product: NAD(P)-binding protein
Exons: 3
Coding region: 1-906 (301 amino acids)
Molecular function (GO): oxidoreductase activity
Source: RefSeq, a predicted model, not a curated record
AUGUCGGCUAUCAAGAAAGUCGUCAUCUUUGGCGCUGCGGGAAAUUUCGGAACACCUAUUACAGCUGCUCUUGUGAAAGCUGGCUUCGAUGUCACUAUAAUAACUCGCAUUAAUUCUUCAUCAAAAUUCCCGGACGGAAUCCCGGUUAUUAGGACGGAAUAUACAGUUGAGAAAUUGACUGCGGCGUUGGUAGGUCAAGAUGCAGCGGUUUCCGUUAUCGGCCCUGCCGGCAUCUCCGUCCAAGUCGCCUUAAUUGACGCUGCCGAGGCCGCGGGCGUUAAGCGCUUUAUCCUUGACGAGUUCGGAUGGGGUCCCGGUUUCUUGAGCCUCCCGGAAUUCCACGACAUUGGGGCCCAGAGGCGGGUUGCUUGGGACCGAGCGAAAGACAUCUCCCAAGCUAAUCCCAAAUUUACUUGGACGGGAAUCAGUAUUGGCAAUCCGAUUGACUGGGCGCUCAAGCGUUUCCCCACGAUGGGGUUUGACCUUAAACAGCGGUCCGCGCUCAUUUACGACGAGGGUUCGGAGACAUUUACCGGCACUACGCUAGAAGGGAUCGGACAGGCCGUCGUCGGUGUUUUAAAGCGCCCGGAAGAGACCGCGAACCGCUUUGUGAGAGUGCGAUCAAUCCAAGUGUCUCAAAAUCAAUUGCUCGAAGCUUUCCAACGAGUAACAGGACAGCCUUGGGAGGUAAAGCGCAGCAGUACAAAAGAUCUCCUCGAAAGCGGAAGGAAAAAACACCAAGAAGGGGCCGGUGGUUGGAUCCUAGACCUCCUUGUUUACCAGCUCUAUGCGCCGGGUGAGGCGCGUUGUGUCUUGGCAUCAAAAGAAGACUCAGAUGCGCAACUCCUUGAAAUCAUAGAAGAGAAUGCCGAUGAUAUUGCUCAAAUAGUAAUACGCUCCGCUUGA